Pecten maximus is the source of this 1502-nucleotide messenger RNA. Its product is annotated as protein zer-1 homolog. The record is from RefSeq and is a predicted model, not a curated record. The coding region runs from base 29 to 1405 and encodes 458 amino acids. The transcript is spliced from 5 exons. Gene Ontology annotation, cellular component: Cul2-RING ubiquitin ligase complex. Lineage: Eukaryota; Metazoa; Mollusca; Bivalvia; Pectinida; Pectinidae.
UCUAACUUAUGAUGACUUGUAAACGUUGAUGAUGUCGUACCAGCUGGAAAAGGAGAAUGGUCCGGACACUCUCCUCGACAUGUGUGUCAGCUACUGUAUGAACAAUAUGAGCAUUUUGGUCCAGGAUGCUGAGGAGUCUGGACCAUGGGAUAGCUCCUUUCAGAGAUUACAACCAGGCUUAAACUUUCCCACAACCAUCAGUGAUAAUUUGUUUAACUACCUGACACGAAAUGUCAGCGAGUCGUGGAACGCCCAGUGUCAGGACCUUAUACCAGUGUUCAGUGACACGGAAAAAACGCCACUCACAAAAGUUAUGAUUCGACAGCAGAUUGACCUCUCUGAACCGGGGUCACAGUCUCUGUUCAACCACCCUCUGAACCACUUAGAGCUGACCUGUUGUAGUUUCUGUGAUGUUUUCAGUUAUGAAAUUUUUCAGUUGAUAAAGAAAUUAAGGAACUCUAUGAGAGCUUUGAAGUUAUGGACGAAACCAAACUGUCUGAGAUGUGGAAGCUUGUCUACCACAGAAAGUGUGAAUAAACUGACAAAGAUACAGGAUUCCAGAGACAACUCAGAACCACUUGUGUCGAGUAACAUAGUAGAUCUCCGUCUUCUUAGUGUACAGAACUUCAAACAUAGAGAGUUUACGGAAACACCAACAAUGCUUAAGAGUUUGAUUGAGCCUCUCCACAACCUGUGUCACCUAAAUCUGACUGGAUGUGGAAUCACCGAACAUGAUCUCGACUCAGUUGUUGCUUUGCCGAAGAUCACAUACCUGGUAUUGUCAGGAAUACAGUUUGAAGACAUACAAGAAGGAUUUGUGAAACUGGGCAAAGCUUCCCGAUUAAAACACCUAGAUAUCUCGUGUAGUUCCCAGGACCCUAAGAUUUAUCCCAAUGCUGUGGCCAACAUGACUGCGCUCCUCACACAGUUGUGUAACCUAACAUCUCUGGAUAUAUCGGGCACCAACCUUCCUGGGGAUAGACUGAAGGAGAGUGUAUCACAUAAAAUGGAGCCAAGCAGCAGGGACGAGGAAGGCAUAGGCACCUGUAUGUCAGAGAAGGUUAAGAGUUGUGACAGUUUUGGUGGAAGACAUUUUGCAUUCCUUGGUCUGUGGAACUGCCCUGAUCUCCCGUUUUCCUGGAACAACACACCAGCAGACCAGUUCUCUGGCUGGGAGAAUGACGACCAGAUCCUAUUCUCGGCCAGUGUGUAUCUGGAAAACGAGAAAAUGCUCACCCAUGUUCUCAACAGAUUGUUUGGAAGUCUCCGUGUUGGACCUCGCCCAAAUAAAAUUCUUGAUGGAGUUCCGACGAUGUUGAAAGCAAUCCAGCUCCAUCCAUUGUGUAGGGAAAUCCAAAGAUCUGCUAAGCAAGUAAAACUUAUUAAGUCCACCAUCAUCAAAUGAUGGGCUCAUGAUGUGCGAUUCAAAUUGUUCUUGUCUAUGUUUGUCUUCCAUCUCUCCAUCAAGGCCUACAUGUUCACCCUGAAAUAUUUCAUUUGAC